CCUAAGCGCCCAACGCGCUCGCAGCCAUGUCGACCCGUAAGAGAAAGCAGGAAGCCGAGGAGGAAGAGGAGCUCCAGGCGCUCCCCAGCGACGAGAGCGAGGAGGAAGAGGAGUAAGUGGUGCCUCUGCUACUGAUGCGCGCACCCUCGGCGCAUUCUUUCUCUCAUCCUAACCCUGCUUCACCCCUGCUGGGCUCUCAUUUCAUUCCCUUCUCGUCUCUCACGUGCAUGUGCGCGCAUCGUUUAGCGAUCCGUUAUGCCACCAUGCAAUUGCGUCACCAUUGCCCAUUCGGAUAUGAGGACUCCGAAUUAGCUGAGAGUGAAGUCGACGAUGAAGGCAGCGAGGAGGAGGAGGAGGAGCUCCUAGAGGAGGAAGAGGGUGAGGGCGAGGAAGAAGAAGCUCCUAAGGAGCCAGCCGCCCCCGCUCCCAAGAAGCGCAAGACCGCCCCUGCGCCCGAAGAGGAAGAGGAGGAGGUGAAAGAAAACGGUAAAGCCGAGAACGGAGUCGAAGGCGAAGAAGAAGAGGAAGAGGAGCUGGGAGAGGAGGAGCUGGAAGAGGAAGAAGAAGAAGAGGAGGAAGACGCCGAAGCCCCGGAGGAGACAGCCAAGGCCAGCGCGCCUGCCGCUGCCGCUGCGAAGGCCAAGGGCGGCAUUGUCCCCAAGGAGCCUGACGUCGAUGUCGACGCUGUGGCUGACGAGGACGAGUAAAUCUUCUUCCCCCCCGCUCUCUAUCUCUCAGCCUGGCGUUGUCAUGACGGUGAUUACGCUUGCGCUUUCGGUGUUUUCUUUUUGUCCUUUUCCUAUGGGUUAUAUUUCACGUGGAUUCUGUAUCUCGGAGAUGAGAUAUAUAAGAUGAUGUCUCC
This is a messenger RNA of Aspergillus heteromorphus CBS 117.55, 862 nucleotides long. RefSeq lists its product as uncharacterized. Lineage: Eukaryota; Fungi; Ascomycota; Eurotiomycetes; Eurotiales; Aspergillaceae. The transcript has 3 exons. The record is from RefSeq and is a predicted model, not a curated record. Bases 135 to 707 code for a protein of 190 amino acids.